AUGUGUGAUCGAAACAACAGCUGGGUAUUUAAUGAUGCACUUCUGUUGUGUGCCGAUAAAGAACAAUGGAUUCCUAUUAUAAAUAUCAAUACCAAUACCAAUAUGAAUAUGAAUAAGAAUAAUAAUAAUAAUAAUAAUAAUAAUAAUAAUAAUAAUAAUAAUAAUAAUGGGAUUACAAGUACUCCUCCAUCUUGUCAAGUAUACACCGCUGUCAAUACUACCAAUACUAUGAAUAUUUUUAACAGAGAAGAUUAUAAUUUACAUCAAUACAAUCUUCACAGUCUUAUAAAAGUACAUGCAACACUUCAAUGUAGUCUUGAGGUCUUUACAACAUUUAUUACAAUUCCACAGAAUUUGGAGUAUUAUGAAGAUGGUGUUAUUUUCAAUCAAACACUGGAGGAACGGAAUAAUAAUAAGAAUAAAAAGAAGAAUAGAGUCUUGUGUACAUAUACGGCCUACCGUGGAACCCCACCCGUAGAUGUGAUUACACAACAGCAAUACACCUCCUUUCAUCUCCCAGAGGCGAUCCAUUCAAAUAAAGCAUUGGAAACCUUUUUAACUCAAAUUGUCCAUAAACCUUUUCAAUCAGCAAAUAGUUAUUAUUAUCAUUAUUAUUAUUAUUAUUAUUAUUAUUAUGAUAAUAAUGAUAAUAAUAAUAAUAUCCAUACAGAUAGCAACAGGCCUAUAAAUAGAAAGAAUACCAAUAACACGGAUCUCCACCAAAUUCCAUCAGAAGUAUUUGUCUAUACCAUUCAUAGUAUUAAAGAGCCUUAUAAUAAUAAUAAUAAUAAUAAUAAUAAUAAUAAUAAUAAUAAGGAUAAGGAUAAUGAUAAAAUCUCUAUAUCAAGAUCAACAUCACCUGACUACGUGCGGGGAUGGAUGCAUCUUUCGGCCUUUAUUGCCUAUGAAAGACCAGGCCCAUGUGUAGAGUUAAUUUAUCUCAAAGCUGCAGAUAAACAUCUCAUCAACAUGACUGCACGUGUGGAAGAGAAAAUAACACGUAUACGGAAUUUAUGUGAAUUGAUGCAAAAGAUGAUCUCAAGAAGAAUGCGGGUGGUGAAAGAAAAAGAAACGAAAGAAGAAGAAAAAGAAAAAGGAGAAAAAGGAGAAGAAGCGUAUACAUUACAUCAUAUUAAUUGUAGUUCUCCCGAACCACGAGAGCCUUCUUUUCAAUUUCAAUUCAACAUGUAUGUACCCAAUCAUAUUUCCCGUGCCCAACGUUAUGUUUUUCAACCACUUCUCACACUUCACACCACUGCAGUCUGGCGAUUAUUACAAUCUCAUCAGCAUCAACAUCAUCAUCGUCAACAACAACAACAACAAGAUGGUUGUAGAGUAGAAGUCUGUGAGGCGAGUAAAUAUAUACAAGCCCCACCUUUUCUAAAAGCGUAUCGUAUGUAUAUAAGGAUACGGUGUGGACUGCGAACAUUUCUUUCACUGGUGGGAGAUCCCGCACAGACCCACCGGUAUGAUGCCCUCACAGAUACCGUAACCGUAAUGGAGACCAUCCACACAAGAAGAAAAGAAAUUAUACCAACAACAACAACAACAACAACAACAACAAAUACUACAGCAAUGAGAAAAGAAGAAGGAAAAGAAGGAAAAGGAGAAGGAGGAACUGUUGAAAUGGAAUCUUUAGAUAUUCCAGUUGUGUAUGGACGUUCUCGACGACUAGCGGCGUAUGCAGCGAAACGAGAUUAUUGUGUUCGUAUGGCCCGUGUACUUUUACAGCCGAUGGAAGCAGAGAAAGAAGGAUUAUUAUCUCCCUUAACAACAACAACAACAACAGGAAUAAAAAGAAAAACAAAAACAGGAAAAGAAGAAGAAAAGGAAGAUCAUAAUAAUAAUAAUAAUACUAAUAAUGUAGCUGCUGUAUAUCUUCAAAACUCUAUACAAAGUAGUUUUCGUCCUCCAUGUGAAGGCUAUGAACGUCAAUAUAUAUAUGCCUUUGGGUAUAUUGCGAUUGCCAAUAGUAAUGAUACCCAUUUAGAUGUUUAUCAUAUUGCUUGUGUAGAUUCACAUGAUAUUUCAGAUCACCGAUUAGAAGUAGCGAUGAUGCAGGAACACUGUACACGAAUGGCGUGGGUUCGUCAAAUAUGUGAAGAUUUGCAAAGUAGUACUGCUACUAAAUUUACACCACUUGCGAGUACGAUAACAACAACAACAACAACAACAAAUCCUGCAGCUACACGAACAAAUACUACUAAUACGAAUGCUACUACUAUUACUACGAAUACGAAUAUGAAUAUUAUAAAACUUCAAUCAUCUAUGUUUACAGAACCAGAACCAGAACCAGAAGUACAAUCGAGUUCUUACUUUGAAAAUAAGGAUGAAGAUACAGCUCAUGAAUUUACUGAAAUUCCAACGGUGGAAGAUUCCAUUUCAUUUAUAAAUAUUCAAGAUAUGGAAAAACAUUAUAAUAAUGACAAGACUGGUGGAUAUGAUGUCUCUUUUGAGGAAUUAGAAGGAAUCUUCAAUCUUCCUCAUCCUGAUACCCCUUACAGUGAGGAUGAUAAUAAUAAUAAUAAUAAUAAUAACGAUGAUGAUGUUGUAGUGAUUGAGCCUAUUGCUCCUCCAGCCCCAUUUCGACGUGCUUCUCCAUUGCCAUUACAAAAGAGAUAUACACCUUCUACAGUGGUUGAAUCUAAUCAUGUGCAGACUUCUAUGCAUACACCCACAACAGUCAUUCCAUCCACUGCGACUACUCCCAUUGUUGUUCUCUCUUCAACAAUAGCCGCAGUACCAGUACCAGCAGCAACACCAGCAUCAGAAUCAGAAUCAGUAAUAGCAAGAAGAGCUUUUUCUUCUUCUGUUCCUAUUGGGGUUGAGCCUUUAGUGCCGGCUCUUAUUUCUAUACCUGCUGCUGUUGCUGCUGCUGUUCCUUCUUCUUCUUCUGCGGCUUCACUUCUUGUGGCUUCACCAGUGACGAUCCCAUCCCCAUCCCAAUCAAGAUCACCAGUACCAGCAGGAACAGCACCAGUCCCUAUACCAUUACAAGUUUCUUCUUCUAUUGGAAUGGUUGUGAAUAGAAGUGAAUCACAUCCUCCAGUGAGAAGAAGAAGAAUGGCUGAAGAGGGAAAUGUCUGUGAAGAGAAUGAAGAGGGGACUGUGCAGCUACGCCCUGUAGAGAUUAAUACACCAACAAUAACUACUACUACUACUACUACUACUACUACGACAACACCACCAGCAGCACUUUCUUCUUAUGAAAAUGAUUUUGUAUAUGUAGAUGUAUGGGCAUGCCGGGAUAUGUUAUCCCAACGUACACCAGGACGACACUAUCAUAAUAAUAAUAAUAAUAAUAAUAAUAAUAAUAAUAAUACUCCGCAACAACAGGAAGAAAAACAACGGCAAAUAUGUAUUUUCAUUCGUACAUCAGCGACGAGUGUACGAACGGCGUUUGUGCCCUUCACAGAUAAUCCCGUUUUCCAUAAUGCCCGAUUGCUUCUUAAUGGAGCGCAAGGACGAACAAUGAUUAUCACUGCAGUUCUGCGAACCCAAACAGGGCAUUUGAAAAGACUUGGCACCGCUAUUAUUUCACUGCAACUCUUACAAUCCACAGAGCCACGCACACGAUGGAUUUCACUUGUACGACGUGCCGGUAGUCAUCAAGCUCGACUACGCGGUGAAGUGUUUAUGACUCUACGCGCGAGUGGAUGUAAUGUCUGGCGUGAUGCCUAUCGAGUAGAUGAAAGAAAAGAAGUGUUAGUGCGAAAACGGGUAUUAGAAGUGUUAUUAUCAUCUGGUGGACGUCAUUUACAUCGACUUGAAUGGAUUGUUGGAUGUUGUUGUUGUUCCUGUUCAACUCCACGAGAAGUAGAUACAAUCUUGGCACGUUAUAAAGGACGUGAUGAAGAAAAAAGUAAAAGUAAGAGUAAGAAUAGAAGUAAUAGUAAACAUAAAUGGAGUAGUCAUAUUUCUCUUACCAUAGUGGAUGUACGUGCUUUAAUGUUAAUAAGUACAGGACUCCCAUUAAGAAGUUCCCCCGCAUGUCGAGUGAUGAUAGAAACUAAAGAAAGUCUUCACCGUACACGUAUAGUUCCAUUACAAGAAGUUGCCGUUUUUAAUGAAUCCUUUACACUUCAUGUUACUCCAGAAACAAUUAUUUAUAUUACUGUAUUUGCAUCUUCUAUAAAAGUAGGGGAAUUAUGUAUGGCCUCUACUUUACAAGAUGGGAUUCGUUCACAUACUAUUGUUGGAGCUGCAGGUACAAAGGAGGCAUCACCGUGUGGAAGUAUUACUGUUUCCAUUCGAACAUUAAAUAAUGAUAAUAAUAAUAAUAAUCUUCAUAUUAAUGGUAAUAGUAGUAGUCGUGGGAAUAGUAGUGGUAGAAUACGUCGACCUGUACAGUAUAAUCGUACAGUGGAAGAAAACCGUAGAACGCAAUUACGUUUACUUUUAUGGAAAUACGCUCGUGAGGAUUUACAUAAUUUAGAUGUGAUUGUAAGUUCAUCUCAUAGUAUACAUCAUUAUUCCAAUAAGUUUAAGGCAGAAAUGGGAAGAUGUGAUUUACGAGUAUCGAUUAAACGAUGGAAUGCUUAUGAUAGUACAUGGGAUAGUCCUUCGGUGGCGGCUACUUCUGCUGCUAUUUCUAAUUCUAUUUCUUCUUCAUUAUUUUCUACUUCUUCUAUUUCGACUUCUGCAGAUGUUAUUAUGGAACAUAAUAAUAUUCUUCCAUUUCGUCGAGUUUCUAUUAAACGUGGUGGUGUUUAUGCCUUUAUACAUGUUGGUUUACAUCAUUGUUCAACUAAUGUUGUUAGUAUGAGUGAUAGUGGUAUCGCCCAAUUUGAUGAUCCUGUUAUUUUUCGUGGUGUACUUCCAGAAAGAGAUGAAAUCCUUUUAGCCUUAAUAAGUAAAGGAAUUGCUGGAUUAGAUGAGACGGAUUUAGGAAUUAUUUCUCUCUCACUUCGUCCAUUACGAGAAAAACAACCUUUACUUCUCACAGUUCCACUGGUAAGAUGUGCGGGUAGUAAGAAUGCCUAUUUUAAAGGAUCUAUACAAGUAGAAUUAUUGGCAUUAAAUUUUAACGGUACAGAUGGUAUUGUACGUGGGAUUAGCCCUUCGCCUAAUAUGAUCAAUACUAUGAAUAUCGCUCAAAAUAAUAAUAAUAAUAAUAAUAAUAAUAAUAAUAAUAAUAAUAAUAAUAAUAAUAUUGGUGAUUACACAGUUGUAAACACUUCCUGUCGUGCCUGUGUGCAGCGAAUGCUUUAUCGCUAUGCACCUCAACAACUACACCGUGUGGAGUGUCUUCUUGCUGAAAACGCUAAUCAUUCUGAGGAACUUGUUCAUCAAUUACAACAACAAUAUGGACCAGAUAUACUUUCAUCUCCUAUGCAAUUACGUCUUAUUGGUAUUCGUGAUUUUAAGCCAGGAUGUUCUUGUUAUGUAAAGGUAUAUAUGAAUGGAGAGGCAAUAUUACGCACAUCUACACAAGCAGCUUCUUCUAAUAUUAUAUUUACAUUAGAGGAUGUAAAGAAUAGUACUACCGUUGUAUUAAAUGAUCCUCAACAUGUACGAAUACGAUUUAAAAUUGCCCAACAUCGUUAUUUACAAUCUAUUAUACUCGCCUUUGCUGAAAUAUCUUUACGAAAUAUGAUAGCAGGAAAAGAGAAUAUAUGUUGGAUUCCACUCUUUGAAAGUAAUACCAAUACACAUAGUAAUGGUAAUAAUAUUACUUGUAAUGGUAUGUUUAUUGGAUAUCUUGGUGUUUCUUUAACUUCAGAUGGAUUUAUUCGCCGUGAAUUCGAAGAGGAACCAUGGGAAGAUGUGGAGAAGGAUGUGAUUUCACUUUUACGUCGAUAUAGACCACAUGCCUUACCCUUUAUUCAACCAUUAAUAACAGAAAUGAAUCAUGUGGCUUCUGCACAUACAGAACUACGAAGUCGUAUCCUCGCAAGACCUAUUGCAGCUACUAUAUAUAUUACCAUUGAUCAGUUAACACUCACUGAUCAUAGUGAACAAUCACAACAAUCACAAUCUCAAUCACAAUCUCAAUCUCAAUCGCAACAACAACAAGAAAGAGAAUGGGAAAGAGAUGAAUAUAUAAUAACAGCUUCUUGUGGACAUGAUGAAGGAAGUGUAACCUGUAUGGGUUCUUCUAUUAUAGAAGGAACUAAUGGAGGUAUUAUUCGUUUAGAUAUUUCCGAUAUAGAAGAAAAAACAGAAAAAUAUCCUCAUCAUUCUCAUGAACAUCAACAAUUAAUUCUUACAGUUCGACAAGUUCGCAAUACACGUUCCUUAUCACGAUCAGGGAAAAAACGAUCUUCUCCCGCAUCUCUACAAAGUCAUCAUUCGAAUUCUCCACGCCGUACACCUAAAACACUACCACCAAUGGAAAUUGGUCGAGUAGUAGUUUCUAUUAGAGCUUUACUGACUUCUCUUUUAUAUGAUAAAGAUGAACGCGUUACUAUGCCGUUAAUAUCUUUUAUGCGAAGUCCAUCUUCACGAAUGACAUUACAACAACAAUGGAUACUUCAACAACAACAACAACAACAACAAAUGUCUGGUGUAACGGUUCCUUUUAUAACGGAUGUUGUCGGUUCUAUUACAUUUAGUGUUUCUUCAUCUUCUCUUGAAAAGAUUCCAUCAUGGUUGCAGUUUAAUCCUAACAAGGUAGAAAAAUAUGCUGUAGUAGAUCGUCUCUUUAUUCGUUAUUAUGAAAACUAUAUUCGUGAGAUCAUGGCAAGAUAUGAUCCACAAAGUUUAUUGGAAUUACAUUAUACAAUGUAUGAACGGGAUGUGGCCCAGGGACAAUGGAAUCAAUCUUUACGUGAUUGGAAACGUGUAUUGCUGCAGCGGUUUGGAGAUGUGAAAACUUCAUCCGAUUCCCCACCACCACCACUACUACCACGACCAUCACAACAACAAGAAGAAAAUGAAAAAGAAGAAGAAAUAGAAAGAGAAGGAAAUAUAAUGGAAUUGGAGGGAAGAGAUGAUAAUCAUGAUAAUGAUAAUAAUAAUAAUCAUUAUAAUGAUAAUGAUGAUGAUGGUGGGAUGAUAAAUAAUGACUUGAACGUCCAAUAUUCUACAGAAGUGGUAUCUAAUGAUGUAUUGGAUGGAAAUAAUAAUAAUAACAGUAAUGAUGUGAAUAUGAUUACGAUGGAUCAUAAGGCUUCAGGUGUUUGCCGAAUGCUCUCCUUUUGA
Trypanosoma theileri is the source of this 7143-nucleotide messenger RNA. RefSeq lists its product as uncharacterized. The transcript has a single exon. Bases 1 to 7143 code for a protein of 2380 amino acids. The record is from RefSeq and is a predicted model, not a curated record. Lineage: Eukaryota; Euglenozoa; Kinetoplastea; Trypanosomatida; Trypanosomatidae.